AUGCAACAGACGUCUGCAAGAGGUCCGGGCGGUGGACGUGGAGGCCGUGAACGGGGAGGCCCGGGAGGCGGUGGUGGCGAUCAGAGGGCAUGCAAUUACUGCAAAGAAAGCGGUCAUAUAUUAGCCGACUGUCCAGUACUGGCCAAACGGUCCGCUGGUGGACAGGGAGGUCGCGGAGGUGGUGGUGGUGGCAGUGGUGGCGCUAAUAAAUGCUUUAAUUGCGAUAAAACGGGUCACAGAAAGGACGACUGUCCCGAACCCAGGCGCCAGAGGUCGACCACUGGUGCUCAGAGCACGUGCUUCGGGUGCGGACAGCCGGGCCAUAGAAAGGAUGAGUGCCCGCGAGGGGCCGGUAGCUCUCGCGCACCGGUAGCCUCCGGUGGUAGUAGUGGCGCGCCUACGCCUCAAAAGAAAGCCAUUGUGGUGACGACAUACGAACCGAAGGAACUACAGCCCGAAGGCAACCGUAAAAGGAAACCCCUAUUUGUCGGCCGUCCCGGCACUGGCACUAAAGGGAUUUCUAUCGCACUGAUCGCCAACCACUUCAAGAUACUCAUCAAAGACAUAACUGUCUAUCACUACGACAUACAGUUCGAGUGCAAUACCCGUCCCAUGGGUCAGGCGGCGAGCGGUGCCGUAGGCGGUGGUGCCGGUGGUGCCGGUGGUGGGGACCGGGAGUCCAGGAAUAAGGUCCGGAAGUUGAGGCAAAAGGAGAACCGGUUUGCGUUCAACACGUUAAUGAAUAUAAAGCGGGAGCUGUUCCGCAACGAACAGGGAGUACCGCUUAGACCGGUAUUCGACGGGAACUCCAUCUUCUAUACGACGGGAAAGUUGUCUAAAGACUUGUUCACCGGUAGCAUAGAGGUGCCAUUGGAUGGCGAGAAUAGUAGGCCCUCGCAGGUUAAGGUUACAGUACAAUACGCGCAGCCCAUCGACUUGAGCGCCGUUAACCUCUACUACGACGGCAUUUCCGACACAGUGCCCCGGUAUGCCAUGCAAGCACUGGAUAUUAUACUCAGACACGGGCCCACCAUUACCCGCGUGCCUAUCGGCAACUCCCUGUACCCCAAAUGGGAGACCUCGGAGAGUGGGGACGGCAGUCGUGUGUACAUCGACGACGCCGGCAACAAACAGGUAGUGUUCGGCCACUACCAGAGCACCCGACUCACCAAAAUGGGACUGACAUUACUGGUGGACCGGUCGGCCACCGCUUUCUUUACGGGCGGACCACUGGUCGAGUUUGUCAAGCGUUUGAUGGACAGGAUUCCCCGCUAUUAUGGCAAUCGUGUCAAUGAGUAUAUAUUGGAUUACGUGAAAGGCCUACGCAUAUACACCGAACACCUGGGCUACCAGAGGCCGUACACCAUAGACGGCCUGUCAUUACUGCCGGCCCACAGACAGAAGUUCGAGUCGACCGACGCCAAGGGACGGACAGUUGACAUAACAGUGAAACAGUACUUCGAGAGUCCGAAAAGCGAACAGAAAGCGUUUCAACUGGACGUACCCGACACUAACCUGCCGUGCGUUAUACCAAAGGCCGGUAAGGUUAUAUACCUGCCGAUGAGCGCCUGUCACCUAUACGCCAAUCAGCCGGUGCCCAGGGCUAAGCUCACCGGCGAUAACACGGCUAAAAUGGUGCGCGCGUGCGGCACUCAGGGCCCGUUUGAACGCUUCGACGCCAUUAACGAGGCGGUGUCGGCCAUCAUCGAUGGCUCCCAGCCCUACCUACAGGAGUUCGGGCUGAGCAUCGACUCCCGGGCCGCUAAGAUACCGGGCCGAGUGUUGGCCAAACCGGCCAUUCAAGGCCUGGACCGUAAGGAGCGUAAGAAAAUGCACCGACCGGUCGACCUGAAGCACUGGGUGUUAGUGAAUCUGUGCGAACGGUACGUGACGGACGACGCGCUCCGGGCGUUCACGAGCGACCUGUGCUGGCGCGCCGCCCACGAGGUCGGUAUGGAUGUGUCGAACCCCACGAAGAUCUUUAAGUACGACCGCAUCGGGCGUAAGGAUAUCGACGCCAUAUUUGAGGGCGCGAAGGCUGAGUGCGUGAAAAAAGGGGUUACCAUUCAGAUGAUAAUGUUUGUCAUACCCGAUGAUGGAGACACGCGUAACACCAUUAAACUCGUUGGUGAUACUAAGCGGGGUAUUGUCACGCAGUGUGUCAAGUCCAAGAACGUCGCCUGUCCACCCAGAGGAGGCGUUCAGUCAAACCUAUUGCUGAAAAUCAACACAAAGUUGGGAGGAGUGAACCGCAUCUUAGACACUGACCGACAAACCGGAAGUCCUACGCAAACCCAAUUGGCGGACAAGUUGGAGACAUCAGUGGCCGCCUGUAUCGGCUCCAUAGACGCCGAUUACAGCCAAUAUUCGGGGUCUAUUAGGGCUCAGGAGAGGUCUACCAAAGCACAGGCCGUAGAGAUGAUAAUGGACUUCGAGGGCAUGAUUAAGGAACUGCUGGACGAGUACCGCAAAGCGCAGGGAGCUCUGCCCAACCAUAUCAUCUAUUAUAGGGAUGGGGUGUCGGAGUCCCAGUUCCAGCAGGUGUUGGACUACGAGCUCCAGAAGCUUCGCGACGCGUGUCUGGCCAAAGGGAUUACGGCACCCAAACUGACGUUCAUUACGGUCCAGAAGCGACACCACACGCGCUUCCGUCCCGAGAACCCCCAGCGCGGUAUGGGCCCCAAGAAUAACAUACCGCCCGGCACUGUAGUGGACAGUCACGUCGUGCACCCGACCGACUUUGACUUCUACCUGUGCUCUCAUGUGGGCAUUCAG
Oppiella nova is the source of this 2775-nucleotide messenger RNA. NCBI's taxonomy places the organism in Eukaryota, Metazoa, Arthropoda, Arachnida, Sarcoptiformes, Oppiidae. The record is from the annotation of a GenBank genome assembly.